AAAUAAUGCUAAUAAUCUAGUCUUUAUUUUCUUAAACAAAGUCCAGUUUUUUUAGGAAAUAUUGCGCAUUUUGUUUGUUUGUUUUGUUUGCUAAUAAUUAUUAUGGGGGUAUCUGCAACCAGACGGCGACAUAGUUAGAUGACCUUGACACGCUGUUUACAUUUUGCCCCCAGGACAAGGUUGUAAUUGGUUAGCUGAUGGCUUUUAGUGAGUGCACUACUCAAUCUCAUUUUACCAGAUAGACAACGUGGUGUUCAAGUAUAGUUUUCUUUUUAGUUCAACAAUGAAUACUGUAAAUUUCAUUCCAACUCCAUACAUUCCCGAAAAGAGUCGCAUUGUUUGUCAGGUCGUUUACGAAAGUUGUGCAGAUUAUAUUAUUCGCAAAUUCGGUAAGUGUUUUUUUUUCCAUAAGCCUAAGGUAAAAUUUAAUAGGCCAAUUUUCUAUUGCGUCUGCAUGCACACGUGCGCAUGUUCGUACGUAAAGCGCCUUGUUAAAAAUUAACUAUAAUGUAUAUUAUUUUUAUGGACACUAGACGAAGAAGUAAUUGUCGAAGGAGUCCAGUUAAGUCGAACAAUGCCCAUUGAAAAAAUUAAAAAGGGGACUGAUAAUAUUCAUGUUAUUCUUUAUUUGCGACAAGAAGCUAUUCCUACAUAUCAGAAUGUUUUAUUGACCUUGAUGACAGACUUUAAUAAAUGUAUUGUUACCCGUGCUCUUAUUACAAAAAAGAGCAUUAUGGGAAUCGUCCAUCCAAAGUUUGAAAAAGUUAUGCUGAAAUACAAAGUGAUGUUCGAUGUUAGACGAUAUACAACUCAUUAUCGCAUUGAAAUAAAAGGAGCCAGAGGAAAGGUGCGUACGGCAAUUAGAUAUCUUGUUGGACUUGCAGAAGCCUGUUGCAUUAAGACGAAGAACGUUAUGGUCCCUGAACCAGUACCUGGCGAGCCAGCUAUGAAUAUUGAAAAUGACACGCUAUCUGAUCUAGACGAGUCCGAGAAGGAGGAUAUCAGGAAAGGUAUUGAAAAUAACCCGCGAACGAAACUUGCAGAAAUGGAAUUGAAAGCUCAAAGGAAAUAUCUGUUGAAAUUAAAACUUGAAGAAAUGAAACAGCGAAAAGCAAUUGCUCGGUUCCGAGGACAACGAAUCAAGAGAUUACGAAGAAAGUGUUAUUUUAAAGGAAAAAGGAACAUUCCAAAACCAUUGACCAAAGUUGACAGUGAAGCUGACAAUGAAGCCGACGAUGAAGCUGAAGAUGAUGAUGAAGAUGUUCAUGAAAUUAUAGUUAUUUCCGAUGAUGAAGACCAGGAAGUAGUUGAAGUUUUUAGUUCCGACUAAGGAGAUAAAAAUGUUAUUAAGUCGUUAAAUAUCAAGAAUAGAAAAGGAAAGUUUUUGUUUGUUGACCCUUAUGAUAAAAAAUAAAAUACAGUUAUUUAAACUGAUUAAUGAGAAUUUUAUUGCAAAC
Messenger RNA from Dimorphilus gyrociliatus, 1457 nucleotides. The record is from the annotation of a GenBank genome assembly. Lineage: Eukaryota; Metazoa; Annelida; Polychaeta; Dinophilidae.